UUUGGGAUUGUAAUGAGAUGUGAAUGCGCUAAGAGGCUUGAGCUUGAGUCACUUUAAUUGCUAUUUUUUUAGGAUUUGGCGAGUAUAGAUAGAGCUGACUUUGAGUCUUUGAUCCAACCUAUUCCGACCCACACGACUCAACCCAUCUUAACCCUAAUAGGUACUCUCGACCCAACCCACCCUGACCCUUUUCCAUUGACCCUAAUGGGUUACUCGAUUCAUAUUGACCCGCCAAUAGGUUGGGUGGGUAUGGAUGAGUUCCAAGGUGGGUGGGUUGGGUGGAUCAAAUGGAUUGGGGUCAAGAUUGCUAGUCCUAUCGCCGACCAAACCAAUUACUUAGGUUCCAAACCAAAGUAGAGAAGCAAGAAUGUCUGAUUUGAUAAAAGUUAGUUCUUGGGUUUGGUUUUAUUGCUUCCAUGAUCAAAGCCUUUUGGUAGGAUAUCUUGAUACUUCAUGAAGUACAAUCAAAAUGAACAAUGUAAGAAAUAUAAGAAUAGCAAACACCCAAUAAAAUAUUAACCCAAAUUGAAGGAGCUCCGGUUUUAACAUCGAAACAUAACAAGACAAUUCGGCAUAGUCGUGAUAGGUAUCUAUUGCUACCAAGGUUGGGACAAGGGCAACAAUGUAAUUAUGCUUCCGUAGAUGAGGGUUGAUUGAAUUUGAGGGUUGGUGAAGCCAAGGGCAUGCAAAUCCAACAUGUGAAGGAAGAAGCACGUUAGAGGCUGUAGGUGUUAUCCCAAGGGCGGGGACUCGGACGGUCAAGUUAGUAAGAGAUCGGACGAGGCUCGAAAGAGGUAACUCAGACGAGGUCACUAGGAUGCUACAGAGUUUGAGAGUAGAAAAACCAAGACAGCUUACCUAGGGAAUGGCACCACUUAUUUAUACUUGAACCUGCUUAGAGUUUGUUAGCAAUCAGGAUGCCAUCCUGAUGAUGCCACGUGUCAAAAUAUCAAACCUGCCAUGUGCGCCUACAUCAGUAUCUAAAGUGGAACAAAAGAAUUAAGACAGAUCAAAUUACCUUCGAGGUUAUCGGCCGAGGCAUCAGAAGUGGACACAGCAUUAUUCUGAACAUGCCAAUUAUCCGGCAUCGAUAACGAACUAAAACCCUUACUCUAACCAGCAGCUACAAUGAUUAAAUCACCCCAAUCCCCUCAAGAUAAAAAUGGGGAAAUCGUAGAAAAAAAGGAAAGGUGUCAAAUCUGCCUCCAAGGAGACAACAUUCAAUCAAUUUCAUCCGAAAUAAUACCAGCUCACCAUGAUCGACCUGUCGUUCAAUCAGCAAUCCUAAGACGCUCGAUGUCAAACAAAUUCACACCAAUUCUAUCCGGAAAGCCACCAGAUUGAAGGAGGAGAAAUCGCAGAAUUGCAAAUAACUUACUGAUAUCAAUCUAUCUUCGCAGAACCGCAGAAUUCACACCAAUUUUCCCUUGUCUUUUGGUAGAGAAGUGUAACGCCAUUGCCUAUGAUAAUGGGUACUGACAUUUGAAAGCUCGGAUAAUAAACUUCACACUACCCCAAAGUUGAGGGUAUAAAGUGAAAAUUUCCCCUUUAGUUUUACUAAAACACUUUUCGACCUGCUGAAGGCAAGUAUCUGCUACAAAGUAUAUACAGAUAUAGACAUAGAUUUUGCUGCAAGUCUAAAGCUACCUUCAUUCAAUCAACCCAGACGGACGUAAACUUGUAAUGUUUAACAGACUCCCUCUUGACUUCAGAUGUCAUCUCUAGUCUCUACACCAAAACCUCCUAUAGCGAUUAUUGUGUACUUUUCGUGCUUCAAUGGCUUCUUCCGUCCACCGAUGGAAUUACGAUGUCUUCUUGAGCUUCAGAGGUGAAGACACCCGAAAGAACUUCACUGAUCACCUCUAUACCGCCUUGGAUCGAGCCGGAAUUUACACGUUCAGAGACGACGAAGAACUCAAGAGAGGAAAAGAGAUCUCGUCUGAGCUGCAAACAGCAAUCGAAGAAUCAAGAAUCUCCAUCGUUGUUUUCUCAAGGAACUAUGCUUCUUCAAGAUGGUGCUUGGAUGAGCUUCUCAAAAUCUUAUAUUGCAAUGAAACGAUGGGCCAAUUGGUUUUUCCCGUUUUCUAUGACGUUGAACCGUCGGAGGUUCGCAAUCAGACUGGAAGCUUUGGGAGUGGAUUUUCCCAAACUAAAAAGCGAUUCAAGGCGGAUAUGAUGAAGGUGCAGAGUUGGGAAACAGCUCUCAGAAAAGCUGCGAAUUUGUCUGGGUGGGAUUUACAGAAGGUUGACAACGGGCAUGAGGCAAAGUGUGUUUGGAGAAUCGUUGAAGAAGUUUUGACUAAAUUGAAUCAAGUGCAUUUAGAUGUUGCUGUUUUCCCAGUUGGAAUAGAUUCCCGUGUGCAAUGUGUCGAAUCAUUAUUAAAUGUUAGGUUAAAUGGAGUUUGCAUCGUAGGGAUUUAUGGUAUGGGAGGAAUUGGAAAGACAACUGUUGCCAAGGCUGUCUACAACUUAAUGUUUCGCAAAUUUGAUGGUAGCAGCUUUCUUGAAAAUGUAAGAGAAGUUUCAAAACAACCCAAUGGUCUAGUAUGUUUACAAAAUCAACUUAUUUCUGACAUAUUAAUGGAUAAGGAAGAGAAACAAUAUGUAAAAAAUGCUGAUAGAGGAAUCAUUGUAAUCCAAGAAAGACUUCGUAGAAAAAGGGUUUUCAUUGUUCUUGAUGACGUAGAUCAAUUUGAUCAACUAAAAGCAUUGGUUGGUCGUGGGUGGUUUGAAUCUGGAAGCAAAAUCAUCAUAACAACUAGAGAUGAGCAUUUACUAGAUAUUCUUCAAGUGGAUUCCAAAUAUAAAGCUAAAGAAUUGAAUAAUGAUGAAUCAAUUCAACUCUUCAGUUGGCAUGCCUUCAAAAAAGACCACCCCAAAGAAGAUUAUGUGGAGCUAUCAACAAAUAUAGUAAGCUAUGUUAAAGGGCUUCCUUUGGCUCUUGAGGUUUUGGGUUCUUCCUUAUAUGGUAAAACAUUACCUGAAUGGAGAAGUGCUUUGGAGAAAAUAAAAAGAAUUCCUCCUAACCAAGUUCAGAGAAAGCUGAGAAUAAGUUUUGAUGCACUGGAUGAUUAUGAAUUAAAGAAUAUCUUCCUUGAUAUAGUGUGCUUCUUUCUUGGAAUGGACAAAAACUAUGUUGUUAAAAUACUAGAUGGUUGUGACUUUGCCGCAGAAUAUGGAAUUGGUGUUCUUUGUCGUAGGUCUCUUCUAACAAUCAACAAAAACAAUGAGUUGAGGGUGCAUGAUUUGCUUCGAGACAUGGGAAGGACAAUUGUUCAUGAAGAAUCUCUUGAGGAAAUUGGAAAGUGUAGUAGAUUAUGGUCUCAUGAGCAUGCCUAUGAUGUUUUGACAAACUACAGUCAGGGAACAGAAAAAAUUCAAGGGAUCAGCCUAACGGUUCCUUAUGGCAACAGAUUAAGUUUGACUACUGAAGCAUUUUCAAAGAUGAAGGAACUAAGACUGCUCCAGGUCAAUUAUACAAACAUUAUUGGAGACUGUAAGCAUUUUUCCAAAAAUUUGAGAUGGCUAUGUUGGCAUGGAUGCCCUUUGGAAUUGAUACCAAUCAAUUUUGAUUUGAAGAAGCUUGCUGUUCUUGACAUGCAAGAUAGUAGAAUCCAACGACUUUGGGAAGAAACCAAAAUGUUGGAAAAUUUGAAGGUUCUUGAUCUUAGCUAUUCUGGAUUCUUGUCUGAACUCCCAAACUUCUCAACAUUCCCCAAUCUAGAGGUACUGAUUCUUAAACAAUGUUCAAGUCUGGAUAAGGUUCAUGAAUCCAUUGGAUGUCUCAAGAAACUUGUUCUUUUUGAUCUUUGCAACUGCAAUAAUCUGAGGAAUCUUCCAAGUAGUAUCUGUAAAUUGAAAUCACUUGAAAAUCUUAAUCUCUCCUUCUGUGUCCAACUUGAUAUACAGAUGAGGAAUAUAGAGUCGCUUGAAAAGUUGAAAGUUCUUAAUCUUUACUCUUCUUCAUCCGUAAUUGAAACUCCCAACUUCUCAAUGCUCACCAAUCUUGAGAAUUUGAUUCUUGGAAGAUGUAAUCAUUUGGUUAAUGUUCAUGAAUCCAUUAGAUGUCUCAAGAAACUAGUUGAUUUGAGUCUAAUUAGAUGCCCUAAACUUAGGUAUCUUCCAAAUGGUAUCUGUGAAUUGAAAUUUCUUCAAAAACUUCACAUUGAUCACUGCCAGAAACUGGAAAAUUUGCCAGAAGAAUUGGGAAAUAUGGAAUCUUUAUCAGAACUUAAUGCAAGUUAUUCUCCAAUAAAACAGCUGCCAACUUCCAUUGGACUCUUAAAGAACCUCAAGACCCUAAAUUUGGCAAAAUGCAAACUUGGGAGCAAUCUGUCAGGAAAUUUUUCACUGAUAGAAAGUGGAAUUCCAAGUGAGAUUGGGAGUUUAUCCUCAUUGCGAGAGUUAUAUCUAAGUUUCAAUAAAUUCUGUAGCCUACCAAAUAGCAUGAGUAGACUUUGUCAGCUUGAAGUCAUUGAGCUGAAUGGCUGUGAAGAGCUUAAAGCACUCCCAGAGCUUCCACCAUGUUUAAAGUUCUUGAGAGCAUCUCAUUGCAAAUCACUAGAAAGAUUAUCGAAUCUUGGGUUCUUAUCCUCAUUAGAAGUAUUGGAUCUAAGCCAUGGCAAUUUUUGUAACCUACCGGACACCAUCAGCUGCUUUUCUCAGCUCACUGUUCUUAAUCUUAGUGGUUGCAAAAGGCUCCAUUCACUUCCACAGCUCCCAUCAAGUUUAGAAGUUUUGUAUGCUCACAACUGCACAUCGAUAAGAUUGCCAAUCUUCUCAAACAUCCAGAAAUUACGUUGCUUGGAUCUUAGUAAUUGUGAUGAGCUAAUUACAAUUCAAGGCAUGGAUAAUUUCCUUGAGAAGCUAUUUAAAGGUGGUAAGCUUGAUAUCUAUGUUCCUGGGAGUGAGGUUCCAAUGUGGUUCAGCCAUAAGAGUUGUGGUUCUUCUCUCUCUCUUGAAGUGCCUCCGGAUCAUAAGCUACAGGGGCUGAUUAUUUGUGUUGUUUAUGAAGAAAGUGAACAUUUCUGUGUAAUACAUUUUGAUAUUUCUACUCAUGGUAAUUUCGAUAACGAACCUAGCCAUAAGUGGAUACUAGAUCGUCCAGGGAUAGAACUCCCGAGUAGGGGAGACGGGAUGUGGCUGGGUUACGUACCAUACACAGAAUUUGGGUAUCAAUUCCAAGGUGGAGAUUCAGUUCGGGUUUCUGUUAGAGAUAUGGUUGAGCCAGUUGAAGUCCCAGUGAAGAUGUGUGGCAUCCAUCUCGUCUAUGAAUCAAAUGACAAGGGCUCCAAAUCAGAUGAAAAAGCAAUGAGUAUGAAUACCUCUUUGUCACAUGAUCAAUGUGUUGAUGGAAAUGGUUUGGCUCCGAUGAAUGCAGGUGCCAAGGAAGGACAUAGUGACGAUGAAGGGCUGAAUACUAUGCUUGUUGCUGAACCAGCAAUGCAUCCUGAGGAGAGAGAGGAAGGUGGCUUGUUUAAUCUUUUUACUUACGUUUUGAGGCUUUGUUGUCGAUUGUGACAGAGAGGUUGGACAUUUGCACCAGUCUUCUCAACAGAGUCGUUGUUCAUUAUUGUCUUUUUAUGAUUUUUUUAUUGGGGUUCAUGGGGCUAAACAACAGGGUAGCCUAUCCCCUUCCCCUUAACCCUCUCAGUCCUGGUGGCAGGGGGAGAUUUGAUCCCAGGUUUCUGCUACCAGAGUCAGAAGUUAUGAGGGUGUUUGAGAACAUGAUUGAUUUUCUUUCAUAAUUUUGGGGUUUUUAUUGUUUAGUCCAUCCCAUAAACUUCAGCACAAUUUGUACAGUUGCAACAGUGACAAGUUGAGGAGUAAAAUCAAAAUUCAAAGGGGUAGUGAAUCAUAGGUCGAGGUGUUGGUAAAUAAAAUCCAGCGGUUUUAUAAACAAAACCAUGUUGUCGAACACCAUCAGUGGUAGUCUUUGUUCAUUACUAUUUGGUUAUAAAUCUGGUCUUGACAGAAGCCUGAUAAACACAAAG
Messenger RNA from Nelumbo nucifera (sacred lotus), 5993 nucleotides. RefSeq names its product protein NLP9-like. Gene Ontology annotation, molecular function: protein binding; DNA-binding transcription factor activity; ADP binding. Lineage: Eukaryota; Viridiplantae; Streptophyta; Magnoliopsida; Proteales; Nelumbonaceae. Gene Ontology annotation, biological process: signal transduction; defense response. The record is from RefSeq and is a predicted model, not a curated record.